AUUACUGGGGGCAAAAUGGCGUCGGCUAUACUGCGGCUCCCGCUGCGACUUUUCACCAGAGAUGCGGGGGUAGUGAGCCGUAACACCGGCUCGAAAACAUCAAACAUAUCCAAGACGACUCAAAGCCGGACCGCAGUGUCAUCGUCGUCGGGGGCUGUCUUACCGAAACCGGACAAAACACCAUUUGGUCUCAUCCGCAUGACAGCAGUGGUGGUGCCUUUCCUGUACGUGGGAACUCUGAUCAGCAAGAACUUUGCCGCUCUCUUGGAAGAGCAUGACAUCUUUGUCCCCGAGGACGAUGACGACGACGACUGAGCCCGCUCCAGAAAACAAAUGGGUGCUUUGCAAUAUCGAGUGAGAGCACACCAGCCGGCACAAGGAAGAUUGGGAAGAUGGGGCACAUUUGACAUCCCUCCACCCGUCUCCUCCCUCUCCCCUCUGCUAUUCAUCAUUGUUUUUCCUAAAUUCACUCAGUUGAAAUCUCAUAUCAUGUGAAGCUAUCAAAACGACUAGUUAUGCCUUCACUCUUGUUUGCAUGUUUGUAUGACAACUCAAUAAAGGGAGUCGAUUACACGUGGA
Messenger RNA from Pseudoliparis swirei, 579 nucleotides. RefSeq names its product single-pass membrane protein with aspartate-rich tail 1b (gene smdt1b). Lineage: Eukaryota; Metazoa; Chordata; Actinopteri; Perciformes; Liparidae. Gene Ontology annotation, biological process: calcium import into the mitochondrion; mitochondrial calcium ion homeostasis. Gene Ontology annotation, cellular component: uniplex complex; mitochondrial inner membrane. The transcript is spliced from 3 exons. The record is from RefSeq and is a predicted model, not a curated record. Bases 16 to 315 code for a protein of 99 amino acids.